GCUUUGAGUAAUUUCCUGUUUGAGUUGUAGGACAAAGCACAUCAAUCACCGGUGAUAUUUUAUGAAAUAGGUUUAGAAAUAAGCUCUCUUGGAAUGUCAGGAAAAUUAUCAUUCAGAAAGAGAGGUUUCUCUAACUAAUAACACAGUACCCAGACAGUAGCAUUCUUCAAACUGGAUUCCUUAGAGAAAAUACAAAAUGGAUGGUGUAGUUGAUGCAGAUAAGAAAGACAAUGAGGAAUUGUCAGAGAAUUUCCAGGAACAAGUUCUGACACCUGCCAAUGAUGUUCUGAAAUCUUUAGAAGAUGUUCAAAAACAUCCAGAAAAUGCUGCCAGCAAGGGCGUCAGAGGCAGUGUAAGCAUUGAUAUAGAACGUGGAUCAAAAGGGAGAUUAAAUGUGUGUCUUGACAAUCAAAUCAAAGACUUGCAUUCUGCUGGUUGUUCUAAAAGAAGAGAUCAUGUUAUACAGAUAGAUUUUGGAGAAUCCUCUGCAUUUGAAAUCAGAGAGACGUUGCUUACUGCUAAAGAAAAGGAGAGUUCUGAUGAAUGUGAUGAUGAUCUUGAGGGAAAACCACAUGCUUUAGAAAAUAUCAUUGACAAAGUCAAGAGUGAUGACAUGAUACAGGAUCAUGAUGAGAUGUCACAAAGUCCAGAGGAGCCAGGGGAAGCAGAAAGUCAGCAUGAGAAGCAUGAAACAGGAAGCAGCGUUCCCGUGGACCUUCAGAAAAAUGCUGUAAAUGUUAAAACAUCGGCAGAGACAAGCAAUAAAAAACGAACUAUAAACAUGAUAGUGAGCGACAUCCUGAAGAGUAAAGAAACAAAUGAUAAGGAAAAAGCAGAUGAUCUGAAUAGUAAAGAAGGUUCAGGUGUCAUAGACACAAGGAAAGAGAGUCAGCCAAAAAAGAGAAGAAAAGCUAAAAAUCCUGUGAACAUAGCACACAAUGAAGACGGUCAAUGUGUGGAAGAAGAGGAGGAAGAGGAGGAGAGUUUUAAAUGUGAGAUAUGUUUGUUGAAAUUCAGCAGACAGAUUGAUCUGGCAGAUCAUUAUAUGAUGCAUAAAGAUGACGGAGAUUUUGGGUUCGUGUAUAAUGGAAUGGCAUUCGAGACCACUGCAGAUCAGCAGGACUUUAUAGAAUCUUAUGUUUAUAGCAAAUUAAAGGGAAGGUCUUCAGUCGAGGAAGAUGGAUCUGUGACAUUUAAUCACAACAUUUCGGAGAAUGAAGGAAUUAGUGAAUAUUUCAAUCAGUCAGAUAUGGGAGAGGGGUCGGAACUUGUCAAGACUGACAGUGAAAACCCGCUUCAGUGUGACUACUGCGACAAAGCAUUCAGCAGCACACUACUCCUAAAGCGACAUGUCAGUGUUCAUACUGGUGAGAGACCUUACAAAUGCGAUGUCUGCGGAAAGACCUUUAAUCUACCUCAUCAUCUGAAAACUCACGCCAGGAUUCACACCAACGUCAGACCGUACAAGUGUGAGGUCUGUGGAAGGGCAUUUAAUGAGAGCUCUAGUCUCAAAAGGCACACCAGAAUCCAUGCAGAGGAACGUCCUUACAUUUACGUUUGCGACGUUUGUGGAAAGACAUUCAAUGAACCACAUAAUCUUAGGACUCAUCUCCGGAUUCAUUCGGAUGUGAAGCCCUAUACUUGUGGAGUGUGCAAAAAAGCGUUUAUCCGUCAGCAGACACUGAAGAACCACAUGCGGAUUCAUACGGAUGAAAGACCGUACAAAUGUGAAGUGUGUGAAAAGGCCUUCAAAGAACUGCAUCAUCUGAAAAUUCAUGUUCGCAUUCAUACAGACAUCCGGCCAUACAAGUGCGACAUUUGUGAAAAGACCUUUAAUGAAAGGUCCAGCCUAAAGAGGCAUAUUCGGAUUCAUACUGGCGAAAAGCCGUACAAGUGUACUCUCUGUGACAAGGCAUUUAAUCACAAUGAGAGUCUAAAAAUCCACUACCGCCACCACACUGGGGAGAGGCCGUUCAAAUGUGAAAUCUGUGAUAAAACAUUCACAGAUCCCAAGAAUUACAAGAGCCACCAGAAAAUUCACUCCUAUGACAUGAAAUUCAAAUGUGAUUCAUGUGACAAAUCCUUUGCAGAGGAAUCUAGGCUGUGGCAACAUAUGAGAAUCCACACGGGUGAUCUGCCAUUUAAAUGUAUGAUCUGCAGCAAAGCUUUCAACCAGAGCUCCAGCUUGAAGAGGCAUUUGAGAACGAUACAUCCGGGGAUCGACCUUGCCGAUAGGGAUCUGUUCUCCUCUAAUCCAGAUGAAAUGGAUGAAAUGAUGGAUAGUCCAGAUGAGGACUUCGAGGAGGAGGAGGAGGAAUCUUUAGAUGAUUUGACUGGACCCUCUGAUGUCAUCAAUGAGCCACCUGAAACUUCCACCUCAUUUCAUAUUAUUGCAGAAAAAGCAUGAUAAGUUAGAAGUACAUGUCUAUGGUGAUUAUUUGUUGUAGAUGCGUAUCAUUAUUCAAAAAGUUUAGAAUAUGAGUGUUGUGAUAUAUGUACUAAGCUUUACUGUAUUAAACACAAUUCUUUUUAAUGUGAAUUGUGGAAACUUGUAACCCCUUUUUCUGAAAUAAUGCCACGAUUCAAUACUUUCAAUGCAAUACAAUGAAGAAACCAAUAAUAACAUUGAAGAAAACUUUUAUUACCAAGAUUAACAUUCAUAAUUUUAAAAGCGAAAUGUUUCCAAAUUGCCAAACAGUAAGAUGCGUGUUGGAUCUGUAGUUUAAACUGAUAAAGUUCAUCAUUAUUAAGACUCAAGGCAAACAACAGUCUGAAUGUUAUUCGAUGUUAUUUUGUCCCUCAUGCAGGUAAAAAUAAUCAUUACAGGCCGAACCUGAUGUAUUUUACUGAACCAGUUUGUAAUAAAUGUAUUGAACCGAAAAUCAAGGCAAUGAAUCAAUCAUUGAAUUGAGGGUUUAUUAUUGAACAGUAUCGAUAUUUCGGUGAAUCGUUUCAGCCCUAGUAUUUCUGAAUGAAGAAAAUGUUUUGCUAUGUUGUAUAGAAGACAGAAUUGUUUAUAUCUUUCAUUCUAGGUCAAAUGUAGCAAUCGCUGGGACAGAGUGCAUGUACAUGUAUGAUGUAACUAGGCAUAUAACUAUGGAAAUCUGUCACUCGUUUACUGUUUUGAUAAAUUAUCCUUAUUUAUGGCUGAAGUGUGGCUAGCCAGUAGUUUUGUAAGAUAGGAAUAGAUUUUUGUGAGAUCGGUAAGUGCUGUUGGUGUGUGUAUAAGGAAAGUUUUCAUUGCUUACACCAAGACUUCAAGAAUGUUUCUAUAAGAAACAAAAAGAGUUUGUAUACACAUGAUUAACUUUGUCUUGCCAAAUUAUUUUAUUUUUUUCAACAAGUGUUUUAAUUACAUGUAACAUCUAAGCACAGGGGCUUCUUAUCCAUUUUGUUCUCAAUCUAUAUAUAAAUAUCGAAGUGGAAAUAUUCCCUGCUUGUUAGGUUGUCUACGCAUGUGACAAAACAAUGGAUGUCAUUUCAUUCACUGCCAAGUUGAUUUACCAAUGUGCCAUGUUUACUAGAUAAGUACUGAAGUUAAGGGCAUGCCACCAUGUGAUGAAUUCUCCCCCCCCCCCCCCCCCCCCCCCGAACUUGUAUAUCGGGCCAAGAUGCUCUCUCUCCCUCUCCCUUUCUCUCUCUCUCUUUGCAGAUCACACAUUCCAUCAUCAAAAGUGCAUAUUUAAAAUGGCUUAGUGGUUGAAAAGGAAAAAUGCUUUUUGGCCUUGUAUGAAAUUGGGACUUAGUAGCAUUAUGUAUAGAGAGAGGGGGCUGAUAAAACAUGUAAAGUGAGGACAAUUUUUAACUGUUUGAUCUGCAUUGUGUGGACAGACAUGCACUAUGAGGACAAAAAUUCUGUCCUUUAGGCCAAUUCAACUUAAUUAGUAGAUUAUCAUCCGGGGUCACACAUAAAAUGGGGCGGGUGGGAGGAUUUUAUUUUUUGAUUUUUAUUUCCCCGAGAAAAAAAUUAAUAAUGACAAAAGGCACACAAAGUGUUAAUCAAGUUAACAUUCAAAGAAUCCUUGGUAGAAGAUAUAAAACCAACAUUCUGUGACUUUAAUCAGUCACUCAUGUCAAUGGGAAGAAAGUUUGUUUGAAAUCAUAAUUUUUGCAAAAAAAAAAAAAAAAUCGGGAUGGGUCCUUUUUAGAGGGGCGGGCGGGUAUGAUAAUCUAUCAAUUAAUUUUAAUUGGCCAUAGUUAUGUUCCCAUAAAUGUGACCCGCAGAAUGUGAAAGGUAUAGAUAUUAAAUGCGGAAGGUAUAGACAUUAGAUUAGAGGGGAAUAGUGGUGUGUGGAUGUGUCUGUACCGAAUUCACUUGUUAAAAAAAAUCUUUUUUUCACAAUUUAAAAGAGGGUAUUGGAAAAACUUUUUAUAGGUGUUCCUACCACUACCCAAGAUAUUUCCUUUUUUACCUUUACAUGAACGUGUUUGACCUCCCUAGACAUUGUAAGGAUGUCCUCACUGAACAGGUUUUGUGAGGGAGAGAGGAAUGCAGGCCUGAUAUUUUUCUUUUAUACAUAUAGAGAGUGAGAGCACAUCAGCAUAUCAGUUAUACAUUUGUAAGCUAUUGUUGUAUUUAUAUUAGAUUCACUGUACCUUUUGUAAAAUUUCAAAAACAGGUAGCAUCAAAUGAAGGAAACUGUUGUAAUCAAAUAUACUUAAGGCAAUUAAAAAAUUGAGAUUUAGUGUAGUA
Ostrea edulis (European flat oyster) is the source of this 4693-nucleotide messenger RNA. RefSeq names its product zinc finger protein 737-like. Gene Ontology annotation, cellular component: nucleus. Lineage: Eukaryota; Metazoa; Mollusca; Bivalvia; Ostreida; Ostreidae. The coding region runs from base 197 to 2407 and encodes 736 amino acids. The record is from RefSeq and is a predicted model, not a curated record. The transcript has 2 exons.